AUGCUGUGCCGCGCGCUGCUCCGCCGCGCCUCGGCCGCGCCUUCCCGUCGGUCCUCGCCGCUACCCCUGCAGCACCUCUUGGAUAGCUACCAGUGCAGCCACGAAGAUGACCACCUGUCUUACGGGGAAACGGGAAUGCCGGUCCCUCCUUUCGGCUGCACCUUUUCUGCAGCCCCGAAUUUGGAGCAUGUACUGGCAGUUGCAAAUGAAGAAGGAUUUGUUAGACUGUAUGAUACCGAAGCUCAGACUACCAGCAAACUCAUCUUCAAGGAAUGGCAGGCUCACUCAAAUGCUGUAUUUGACCUUGCCUGGGUACCUGGGGAACACAGGAUUGUCACUGCUUCGGGAGAUCAGACAGCCAAGGUGUGGGAUGUGAGAGCUGGCGAGCUUCUUGGCACAUGCAAAGGUCACCAGUGUAGCCUCAAGUCAGUUGCUUUUUCUAGAUUUGAGAAAGCUGUCUUCUGUACUGGAGGCAGAGAUGGAAACAUCAUGGUUUGGGAUACCAGAUGCAACAAGAAAGAUGGUUUUUAUAGGCAGGUGAAUCAAAUCAGUGGAGCACACAAUGUGGUUGACAAGCAGACUCCUUCCAAACCGAAGAAGAAGAGGCAGAACCUAAGAGGACUUGCUCCCUUGGUGGAUUUCCAGCAGAGUGUAACUGUGGUGCUGCUUCAGGACGAGCAUACUCUUAUCUCUGCAGGAGCUGUUGAUGGUGUGAUCAAAGUAUGGGACUUGCGCAAGAACUACGCUGCUUACCGUCAGGACCCGGUGCCUUUCAAGUCUUUUUGCUACCCUGGGACCAGUACUCGCAAACUUGGAUAUUCUAGCCUGGUUUUGGAUUCCACUGGUGCUAAUCUGUUUGCUAACUGCACUGAUGACAGUAUCUACAUGUUCAAUAUGACGAGUUUAAGGACCACUCCAGUGGCUGUUUUCAGCGGGCACCAGAAUUCAACCUUUUACAUCAAAUCCAGCACCAGCCCAGACGACCAGUUCCUGAUCAGUGGCUCGAGUGACUGCAACGCAUACAUCUGGAAGGUUUCUGAGCCCAGCCUUCCUCCACGGAUACUCCUUGGUCACUCUCAAGAAGUUACCUCCAUUGCUUGGUGUCCUUCAGACUUCACUAAGAUUGCCACGUGCUCUGAUGACAACACUGUGAGGAUUUGGCGCUUACGAUGUUGUCCUGAGGAGGAGAAAUCAGCAUUCAGCAAAAUCAACUUGGUGGGUUGGGUCACUCAGAAGAAACCAGAAGAACGUGGAGCAGGACUGCCAGCCAGCCCACUGAGUACUCCUGCCAAGGCCUUCACAGUGGGCAGCCCAUGCAUUUCCUCGCCACGGCCAGCUGCCUGUGCUCCCAUUUAUUCUGGAGACCUUCCCCUGUCUACAAACACUCCGACGGGCGCUCUCAAAACCCAGACGGCCGCAGCCUGCACCCCAGACAAGCGGAGUGGAGCCAGCCCAUGUGCUUCUCCCAAACUGAUCCCUUCCUCCAAAAUGUCCAUUAAACAUUGGGUUACAAGGACUCCAUGCUCUUCUCCUCCAGAAGUGGGGAAAAAGGCUCCUUCUCCUAGAAAAGCACUGGCAGAAGUCACCCAAGGUCUCCUGGAAGCUGCCUGCCCUCCUAAAACCCCACACUCGCAGUUUGAAAAGCGUGCCAAGAGAAGGCUUGAGUGCAGCAAGGAGGACGAUGUGGGGCAGAAGUGUCUGCAGGCCUGUAGCUGUGUGACUGAACUGGACCAUGCGACUAAGAAAUCCAAGCUGAAUUUAUGUCAUUUGGCUGCAGACCAAAAAGCUUGUGAUGAAGGCUCUCUCAGCCUGGCUGACUUGGAUAACAACUGCAAAGGCUCCAGCCUCAGCCCGAAAGAGCCUUCCUUUCCUGGAAGCCGUAUUAAUCCAUUGGGCAUUCAAACUCCCCCCCAUCUUUUCAGAUCUCCAUGUGGGAAAGACACUGAGGUAGUGGAUAAAGAGAACAGUUCACCUGAAAGAAAAAAUUGGUUGUCUGCUCUGGGAGAGAAGCUUCGGACUGGCACAACUGGCAGCCAGAGCGUGUCAAACAGCCCCCCAUCAUCUUGCAGUCCUGCUGCCAAACGACAAGAGGCUGUGGCAGCAGCCACUUCGCCAAAAACUGCUGCAACCACUUCAGUUUCCAUGAGGAAGAUCUGCACAUACUUCCACAGAAAGCCACAGCAUGACUGAAGCAGCAUGCGGCAGUUGCACCUGAUGGAUGUUGACACUGUGGUAUCAAGACCAGAUUUAGCAACACCGACAACGAUGUGCCGGGAUUACACAGUUUGUUGUCAGACAUUCAUA
Molecule: messenger RNA, 2304 nt
Organism: Gavia stellata (red-throated loon)
Lineage: Eukaryota; Metazoa; Chordata; Aves; Gaviiformes; Gaviidae
Gene: DTL
Product: denticleless E3 ubiquitin protein ligase homolog
Exons: 15
Coding region: 1-2190 (729 amino acids)
Biological process (GO): mitotic G2 DNA damage checkpoint signaling; proteasome-mediated ubiquitin-dependent protein catabolic process
Cellular component (GO): nucleus
Molecular function (GO): protein-macromolecule adaptor activity; protein binding
Source: RefSeq, a predicted model, not a curated record